UUGAGUAUUGGUUAACAAAGUUUAAGGAUGGAGAUGAGCGACAGAAGGGGUUUUAGGAGCAAUUAGGGUGACUGUAACUCGUAUAAGCAAAUCCAAUUACGAAGAAAGAGGUGCUUGAUUCUUGAAGAACAUAGCAUAGCAAUUUUGGGGUUUGUCCAAAAAUGGAUUCGGUUCCGAACGGGGAGGAACCCACUUCGUGGGAUGAGCUCUACAACAUCAAUUUGAUGCCAUCCGAGUUAUUUCUCAAGUUCCGGAAAGAAGUUCAGGGUAUUCGAGUUGGUCUCAAUAUGGAGUUCUAUAAUGCCCCAAUCAACGAGUAUCAAGCAAAGCUUGUAUUGAAGCCUUUAACACCUGAAUGGAAGUGGAAGAUAAUCUAUGAGCCCCUUCAUCAUGAUGUUCGCGUUCUCUCAAAAAAGAUCCCCAUCACAAAAUUUCUUAAUCUUCAGGUAGGUGUAGGACACAAUUUUCAAAUGCAUGCUACUGGUUGGAAAUGGAAGCUCACCACAUGUUUGGGCGGAGACGGUGUAUCCCGGAUCCGAAAUAAGACAUCAGUUGGCUUGUUUCCCGGUUUUGAUUUACGGUUUGGAUGGAGGGCAGACUAUGUACUUCCUGAAAUUACUGGGGCUCUGGGUACUGAUGAGCCGAUGUUCAACAUGCACUCAGGACGACUACAAGCGUCUCUGGAUAGAGUUGAGGCCAUCUUAACCCACAGUGAUGCUGCUUGAUUUGGGUAAAGAAGGUAUUGUUAACUAGGUUGUAAUUCAAAUUUUGAAGUAUGUCACUACUUGUUCGAAACGCAUACAAACCUCAAAGUGGAGUCAAGAUGGUACUGCAAAGUUUUUCGAAAUUUGUGACAUGGCCCCCAAUUUAAAACUACGGAGCGUCUGAUAGCGAGUAAAACUAUCCAUGUAGUCAAAUGGAUAUUUGCUUUGUGCAUACACUCAUUCAACAGAAUCAAGUUUUUUACUCGCUUUGCCAGUGCGAUAAUUUGUACAUGUGACUGUAAUUAGUAUUUGUUUCAGAUCCAGAUUUUAAGAUGUUGCCAAUUGCAUGAUUACUCCACAAAAUAUCCGGGCUUUACCGAGAGAAGGGAGGGUUAAGUGUGUGUGUGGGCAUUUGAGUGCAUAAUAUACAAAUCGUAGUUUGCUUUC
This is a messenger RNA of Cajanus cajan (pigeon pea), 1151 nucleotides long. RefSeq names its product OBP3-responsive protein 4 (ORG4) (gene ORG4). Lineage: Eukaryota; Viridiplantae; Streptophyta; Magnoliopsida; Fabales; Fabaceae. The record is from RefSeq and is a predicted model, not a curated record.